Messenger RNA from Mesorhabditis spiculigera, 705 nucleotides. NCBI's taxonomy places the organism in Eukaryota, Metazoa, Nematoda, Chromadorea, Rhabditida, Rhabditidae. The record is from the annotation of a GenBank genome assembly.
AUGCAUUAUGUUCCAGCAAUUUCCCUCGAGUUGGAACUUUUUCGAAACACCGAUUUUUUUGCAAAACCUGAUGGAGCGAGCUCCAUCGAACGCGGGCACACGAGCUUGAUCAACCUGCCGCGGCAGAGCAGUCUCAAAUAUCCAGGCAAAUCAGCGUUGGGCAAGCAGCCGCUGAGCGCCGCGUCCCCGAUCCAACAGCCCCGUUUCCCGAUGUCGGUCUCCUUCUACGAGCCGUCGCUCGCCCAGGAUUUUGACGAUUUUCGGGAUGAGCUCCGGGAGAAUAAGUCUCGAAAAAUCGGCCCCCGGAUGCCCGUUGAGGUGAACUGGUUCAGCGGCUCGGCACCAGCGAUCCAAAUUGACGUCGAUGCACAUCAACAAAAAUGCUCUGAAGGUGUCCAUAUGUCGCCGGGAAGAAAUUUCGACGAGCCGGAUUCGGCAUACGGCAGACCAGCAAUGAUUCGAAUUCCACGAAUGUACUCCAGCCAAUCGUGUAAAAGCCUACGUGCGACACCAAGUCUCACCACGCUCAGGGAUUUCGACAUGGGUAGCGGUGAAUACGACGACCCAUGCGAGUUCGACUGUAAAUCAGUCGUCUCAACGGCUUCAACAUCGAAGCUCAAGCGAAAAUCGAGCUCGGCCCAUAUCCGCACGUUUCUUCGGAGUCCCGAUUUGGCAAUUCUACUAGAGAAGAAUUUAUCACCCUAC